Phytomonas sp. Hart1 is the source of this 2256-nucleotide messenger RNA. The record is from the annotation of a GenBank genome assembly. Lineage: Eukaryota; Euglenozoa; Kinetoplastea; Trypanosomatida; Trypanosomatidae.
AUGGAGAACACAAGUGGUCAGGCUAAAAUAGAGCAUUCCGAGCCCUCCUUUCCGAUUCCGCGCGAAAGAAAACGAAAAAGACAGCCGGCAUCUAGUGAAGUCCCAAGAUAUAACAAUGAAAUUAAAAAUGAAAGCCGCUCCAACUCCGCUACCUUCUCACUUAGCGAAGGGCAAUCGAUACCGUCUUUUGUAGACGUCGACGAUACCAUGCAAGGGAGAGUACCAAUUGCCCCCAAAGCAGAAAAGGAACAGGAAGGAACUCAACCACCGCAACCCUCUCUCUUUUCCUCCCCAUUUAGCGGCGGCGGCCUUUAUUGUCCCGAGGGGGAUCCCAGCGAUAGCAAUUCCAACCACAUACGGGCGGAAACCGGCGAAGGGAGUGACGGCACCAGCCCUAAACGUCCCAGUGGGCCGGACCCCCUGAACUUUCCCACUGGAAAGGGAAAUGGGAAUAAUGGCACAAUAAGUGCAACAGCAGCCCAGGGUAGUACAGUAAAUGCAACAGCAGCCCAGGGCAGCACUGUGAGUAGUAGCCCACACGGCUUCGGCGAGGCCCGUCGCAUGAAGCAGCCGACACUGGCCGUCUACGGCGUCGUCAGCGACACUGCGGCGCUCAGGCAGGAGAUCGCCCACCGCGACGCGCAGGUCGAGGAGCUGCAGGAGAAGCUGACCCGGGCGCUGAGGGAGUUGUCCGAACAGCGUGCCCACCUCCGCGCCGAGGAGCACCAGACCAAGGGCCUGCAGGCCAGACUGGGCCGUUUCCAGCACACGCUUCGAGCGGAGCUGCGGCGGGCCGCGGUGCAGGGCCGCCACGAGGCCCGCCGUCAACUGCACCAGCGGCACUUUGAGCUAGGCCAUGUCGUGGCGUGGCAAGGCGGGGUGCGGCAGAUGUGGAUGGAGGGGUCUGUCGUGUGCAAGCUGAUCCACGAGUUGGAGGAGGUCAGCCGGCGGCGUGACGCCGUGGAGGGGCUCAAAAAGGCCGCUCACCACACUGUCAAGCAGCUACUCCGGCAGGAGCGGGAUCGCGAUGAGUCGACGCCGGGGUCUGAGGGCUUCAACGCGCUCAUGGAAGCACAGGAGGAGCUGCAACUGCGUAGCACCGAGCACGCCGCGCUCACCGCAAUGAUCGGCACGAUUCGCCAGCGCCAGGUGGAGCUUGAGAACGAAAAAAAGGCCUUUGUGAAGGAGGUCCGGCGGAUUAACGACGAGGAUGCCUCGGAGUACGUUAGCCACGCAGCGAUCGGCGAUGGGGAGCGCUAUAUCUUGAUGGAUUUGCUUGGUAAAGGAGGAUUUUCAGAGGUCUGGCGAGCGUUUGAUCUGGCAGAGGGGCGCUACGUGGCGUGCAAAAUUCAUCACGUCAAUCGCGAUUGGCCGAUGGCAACGCGUUUGAAUUACCGCCGCCGUGCUGAACGGGAGCUGGAGAUCAUGCGGGUUUUGGAUCAUCCGCGUCUUACGCGGCUUUACGAUGUUUUCCCCUUAAACAAUACGGUAUUUGUCUCUGUGAUGGAAUACAGCGCAGGGAUGGAUUUGGAUACCUAUCUGAAACGCUAUCAGCAGAUGCGUGAAGCCGACGCGCGACUGAUUUUACUGCAGGUUGUUGCUGCCUUGAGGUAUCUUUCAGGGUUGCCGAGCCCGGUGAUUCAUUACGACUUAAAGCCCGCGAAUAUUUUAUUACAUUCAGCUGAUCCCGGUGUGCUGGAUGUGAAGAUUACCGACUUUGGGCUAUCGAAAAUUAUCGCAGAAACGCGAGAGGGGCCGAGUGAUAAUCCGAGUAUUGAACUCACCUCGCAGGGUACGGGGACUUAUUGGUAUCUCCCACCAGAGUGUUUUGAUACCUCUUCGACCCCGCGCAUUAGCAAUAAAGUCGACGUUUGGUCUGUGGGGGUAAUCUUUUAUCAGAUGCUCUUCGGUCGCCGCCCUUUUGCCGAAGGCGAAUCGCAGCGAAAAAUUUGGCAGGAGAAGCUUAUUAUUGAAUCCGCGCGUACGUUAAACUUUCCGGAGAGCCCGAAGGUUAGUGAAGAGGCGAAGGAGCUUAUGACGAAUUGCUUAGCGUUUAACGCAGGAGAGCGGUAUGACGUUUUUCAGCUUAGUCAGCAUCCGUACUUAUUUCGAACGGGAAGGCGGAGCACGAAGGUGAGAAACACUUUUUCAAGCGCGCCAUCUGUAGAUGUCACUCCCUCCUCAGGAGUAAACUGCAGCAAUAAUAAUAAUAACGGGGAUUCACCCGCGUUGCCCAAUACAGUUCUCGUAAAAUAA